Molecule: messenger RNA, 627 nt
Organism: Letharia columbiana
Lineage: Eukaryota; Fungi; Ascomycota; Lecanoromycetes; Lecanorales; Parmeliaceae
Exons: 1
Coding region: 1-627 (208 amino acids)
Cellular component (GO): nucleus
Source: RefSeq, a predicted model, not a curated record
AUGACGAAAUAUCUUUUCGGUGAGACGAUUACGAUAUAUCAGCGAGAUAUCGUUUUCAAUCUGGAAUCUCUAGUUCCGCGAACUCGGAGUAUCGUUCUUGUCGGUCAUGAGUUUAGAAAUGAUCUGAAAGUCUUACAGCUUCUUCGUUUUGACCUACAUACGUCGAUCGUGGGUCUUCCAGACACAGGAAAGAUUGUCUCCACAACAUCACCAAACAUUCCUAUCACACUUAGCAGCAUCCUGAGCGAGCUUCAAUGUCCUUUUCAAAAUCUCCACGUUGCUGGAAAUGACGCCGACUUUACUUUACGGAUAUUACUGCUAUUAGCAACAAGAAACUACACAGAUGAAGUGGUUGAUAGCAAACAUCAAGAGAUUCUGACCGCGCCAAAGGCAACCACAAAUCUUUCUAUACCCAAACGGUCGGAUCCUCAGGCAAAGAAUAUCAAGAAGAAGCAGAGGGGAUUCCAAAAGAAUAAAAAACAUCAAUCUGAGUCGUGGGACAUGGAAACACAGGGCCAAAUCCGAGCAGAACGGGCAGCACGGAGAGCAGAGAAAGAGAGUAAUGAGGGUAGACUCGAGGGCUUCGUGACGGCGAGAGGCAAUUCGGUCCCACACCAUACUUGUUGA